Molecule: messenger RNA, 3134 nt
Organism: Tachysurus vachellii
Lineage: Eukaryota; Metazoa; Chordata; Actinopteri; Siluriformes; Bagridae
Product: arf-GAP with dual PH domain-containing protein 1
Exons: 11
Coding region: 249-1391 (380 amino acids)
Biological process (GO): positive regulation of GTPase activity
Cellular component (GO): plasma membrane; intracellular membrane-bounded organelle
Molecular function (GO): GTPase activator activity; phosphatidylinositol bisphosphate binding
Source: RefSeq, a predicted model, not a curated record
ACGAGUCCUGCAUUGACACAAACUAACCGUACUUCAGUCACCAGCUCACGGGGUUUGAGGUCAUAUUUUCCGAUUAAUUUCAUAUCCGUUUAAUGUCGUUACCGCCGUCAAAGCUCGUGAAAAUGUUUCGUCUGUCAGGAAUCGCCUGAAGCGCGAUAUUUCGGGCGCUGGAGCUUCUUGUGACAUCACAGCCGAAUCCCAGCGGAAAACAGCGCAGCUUUCGGUGUUCAUCAGUCUGAAAGGUCCGAAUGUUCAGCAUGGCUUCGGGAGAAGAAGCACACAGACGCCGGCUUCAGGAGAUUCUGGGCAGACCUGGGAAUGGGUGCUGCUCUGACUGCGGGUCUCCAGGUCCAGAGUGGGCUUCCUUCACCCUGGGUGUCUUCAUAUGUCAGACCUGCUCAGGCAUCCAUCGCAGCAUUCCUCAGAUCAGCAGAGUCAAAUCUGUCUUCAUUGACCCCUGGGAGAAAUCAGAGGUGGAGUUGAUGGCCUCCAUCGGCAACAGUUCUUCAAAAGGCAAAUAUGAACAGAUGGUGCCAGCGUUCUAUUAUUCCCCAACAUACACAGACUGUCAGGUGCUGCGGGAACAGUGGAUCCGAGCCAAAUAUGAGAGGAAUGAGUUUAUUUAUGUGGAGAGACAAGAGCCAUACUCAGCAGGUUAUCGUGAGGGGUUUCUAUGGAAACGAGGGCGAGACAAUGGGCAGUUUCUCAGUCGAAAAUUUAUUCUUUCAGAGCGAGAGGGAGCAAUGAAGUAUUUCAACAAGCAUGAUGCUAGGGAACCCAAAGCCUUGAUGAAGAUCCAAACCAUUAAUGCCACCUUUCAGCCGACCAAAAUUGGCCACCCUCACGGUCUCCAGAUCACCUACCUGAAGGACAACAGCACCAGGAAUAUUUUUGUGUACCACGAGGACGGAAAGGAAAUAGUCGACUGGUUCAACGCCAUACGAGCUGCUAGGUUCCAUUACUUACAAGUUGCUUUUCCUGGAGCACCUGAUACUGAACUGGUGCCCAAACUGACAAGGAACUAUAUUAAGGAGGGUUUUAUGGAGAAGACAGGUCCAAAGCAAACAGAGGGUUUUAAAAAACGUUGGUUCACUCUGGAUGACAGGAGGCUCAUGUACUUUAAAGACCCCUUGGAUGCCUAUGCACGAGGGGAAGUGUUCAUUGGCAGCAAGGAAAGUGGCUACACUAUAGUACCAGGCCUGCCCCUGUCCACGCAGGGCUACCACUGGCAGUUUGGCAUCACCAUUGUGACCCCAGACAGAAAAUUCCUCUUCGCUUGUGAAACAGAGGCAGAACAGAAAGAUUGGAUGGCUGUAUUUCAGAGUGUUAUCAACAAACCCAUGCUACCACAGGAGUAUGCAGUGGAGGCUCGCUUCAAGCAUAAGCCCUGAUCCUUUCUGGGAAUCGAGCUCAGAGAUGCUAUGAAAGCCUGUAGCAACGCACAGCACCAAAGCCUAUCAUAAUGGUGUGCAGAGAGAAACAGCAACAACAGCUUCAGAAUACUUUGACUGGGCCGAUACAAUGACUGUGCAAACUCUGCUUUAAAAUUCUGCAUAAUAGCACAUCCAUGUUUUAUCCCAGUUGCUUUAAGUAAAUAAUAAGUCUUUCCUGGCAAAGAUGUUAUUUGAUGGUGACAUUAAGUAAAAGUGACACAGAAAUGAGCAGGGGACUCAUUUAUAAGACUUUGCAUGAAUUCUAGAGGGAAUGUUUGUACGCACAUAAAAUAGGAAAUUGCUGCAGAAAUAGUUUUUUAUAAAACCUUGCAUCCGUACCACAGCCUACCGUUUAUGCUUUAUAAAUCACAGUAAACUUGAAAAUAAGCCCAAAGUAAAAAGGCCUUUUCUUUUGUUAGAGCCUAAAAAUAUGCAUAAAUAGUUAUUGCAAAUGACCUCGUACAUUAAAAUACGGGCACAUCAGCUUUUAAGUGAGUGCUGCAAAUUGUGCUUUUAAGUUGGGUUAGAAAUCUGAUGUACGAGAUUGUCAAUAUAAUUAAUAUAAAAUAAUCAAUAAGUGGAGAGGUGCACGAUGGUCUUUCUUUUUUUAUUGAUGUUUUUUUUUCAAAUACAGGUUAUUUUCUUCUAGUAACGAACACAUCAGUUGUAAGUGCUGCACCACCAAAUUAAAUUUAAAGCUAAUUGAUUGUAGGGAUAUUUAUAUUGUGGUUCUCCUGACCACAUUGUUUAACACCUAUUAGGCUGAGGAUAACUAGCCUGCAGGACGCACCUUAUAAGUCAUUGUAUUUUGUUGUGAGCAGCCCUGUGGGACACCAUUUAAUUAGAUAUUUAGUAGUAUUAAAUGCCACAUGUAUUAAAUUUUUCUUUUUUUUAUGAUUUUCUUUUUUAACACACACUUCUUAAACAAGUGAAAAUGUUUUGGCAUAGUGCUUUAUAAACAUUAGGUUGGUGAGGCCUUCUAACAACUCAAAACAGUCGCCGUACUAUAGACAAUAUAUCCUAUUAAUAGAUUUACAAAUAUGAGAAAUUACUUCACAGCUGAUAAUACUAAUAAUGCUUUACUAUUUCAGCUGGGGAAUUAAUCUGUAGACUGCACAAAGUUAAUAGGGGAAAUAAAUAUUAAUACAAAGAAACAAACUAAUCAACCAGUUUAAACGAAUAAAAAAGCAGCUCCUAAAAAGAUUUAAAGCUUUAAUGCUUACUUAUGCCAAGAAGCCUAUUAUGCAGUGUAACACUGAUUCCUAUUGUUGCUAACAUUGCUUUACACGUGAGUUAAAGCUAUAAAUAUACACUCAAGUAUUUCAUGCCAAGUAUUUCUUUAUGUAUCCUGGUUUCUCUGAGGUUCUGUACGCACGUUCCAGAUCCAUUUCUGUGCUUACGCAGUCUUUAUAAAUGAGGCCCCAUGUCAGAACAUAUAGAUACAAUGGAUUAAAUUUUGACUGUAUUACAAUUCAUAUUUAUCACCUGACAGACAUGCAAACUUGCCAGGCCAAUGUGUCCAGUAAAACUCCUCAUAUUUAUUUAUUUAUUUGUGUGUUGUGUUGCGAUGGGAGUCUUGUAUACUUGUUUGAGCACUGAAGAAAGACAUUAAAGGAAAAUUUUGACAAUAUAAACAAUAUUAUACACUAAAACUGAUGAGCUUUGUGUAUAAUCUGUGCAUAAAACUAUUUUAAUGAAAAA